AUUUUCAGCUGGCACAAUGAUUCGAUAGUUUUUUGUUUUUUUUUUGUUUUGUGAAUUUUGUUGUUUCGCUGAAUUUUGAUUUAAUUUUUUUUUGUUGUUGAUUUUUUUGAUUGUUUUAUCGAUAAUUUGUGGCCAAUUUGAACGAUCAUAAUGAUUAUUCGGCUACAAUCACCUCAUGGUAACAAACGUAUUGAAUGUGAUUCAUACGAUAGUACAUCGGAACUUUAUUAUAAAGCACAAAAAGCCUACGAUAUUGAUGAUAUUUUUGGAUUUAAAUUAUACAAAGAUGCUCAAUUUACACAGUCAAUAUUGAUGCAUGAACGUAAAUCUCUUCAGGAUUUCAAUCUUAAACAUGGUGAUCUAAUUCAUUUGAAAAUUACUGCUAACAAUUCAUUAUCGAAUGGUAAUGAUUCAGCAACAUUGAGUAAAUUAUUUAAUGUAUCAAUUUCUGGAGAAAUUGAUUCAGUUGACACUAUUCUAAUGAAACGUGAUGGUUUAAUUGAACGAAAAAUGGAUGCUAAUCUAUGUCAACAUGGACCAAAAGCUAAAUGUGUUCAUUGUGCACCAAUUGAACCAUAUGAUGAAUCUUAUAUGAAAGAACAUAAUAUUAAACAUAUGUCAUUUCAUUCAUAUCUACGUAAAUUGAAACGUGGUGCCGAUAAAGGUAAAUUUGUUUCACUUGAAGAUAUUAGUUGUAAAAUAAAACCCGGUUGCAAAGGACAUCCUGCAUGGCCUGAAGGAAUUUGUACCAAAUGUCAACCAAGUGCUAUAACAUUAAACAGUCAAACAUAUCGUCAUAUUGAUAAUGUUACAUUUGAAAAUACAUCGAUUGUUGAAAAUUUUUUAGAUUAUUGGCGUACAACUGGUAAUCAACGUAUGGGAUUCUUGUAUGGUUAUUAUGAACCAUAUAAAGAUGUACCACUUGGUAUUAAAGCUGUUGUGGUUGCUAUUUAUGAACCACCACAAGAAAGUACACGUGAUUUGAUUAAAAUUCAUAUGGAAAGAUUAGAUUUUUCAGAUGUUGAUAUGGUAGCUGGACAAUUAGGUUACAAACGUAUUGGUUGGAUAUUCACUGAUCUUAUACCACAAGAAAAAGGAACUGUAAAAUAUAUUCGUAGUUCGGAUUCAUAUUUUCUUACAGCUCAAGAAUGUAUUAUGGCCGGUUUUUUUCAAAAUUGUCAUCCAAAUCCAUGUAAAUUAUCAAAAAGUGGUUAUUUUGGUUCGAAAUUUGUUACCGUUUGUGUUACUGGUGAUCGAAAUAAUCAAAUUCAUAUUGAAGCUUAUCAAGUAUCGAAUCAAUGUAUGGCAUUAGUACGUGAUGAUUGCCUCUUGCCUACAAAUGUACCAAUGUUAGCCUAUGUUCGUGAAUCAAAUAAAGAUCGUUAUGUACCGGAUGUUUUUUACAAAGGAAAUGAUGAAUAUGGAAAUGAAGUAACAAAAAUUGCACGUCCAUUACCGAUUGAAUAUUUAUUGGUUGAUGUUCCAGUAUCGGCACCAAUUGAACAAACCUAUACAUUUAAUCCGAUUCAAGGAUUUAGACAUUUUCCUAUCGAAAAUCGUAUGAUUGAAGGACAUUUACAAGAUUUUCAAGCACUAUUUCAAUAUAUGCGACAAUUUAAAUUUCCAGAACAAUUUUUACAAGCAAUGUUAGAUUUUCAUCUAUUAAUCUAUUUACCAUCAAUGGAUACAGUAUCAUUACGUGAUGCAAUAACCGAUUUAUUAAAAGCAUUAAAAACAAAAGAUCAAUCGAAAGCAAUUGAAUGGUCAAAACAGGAUAAUUGGUCAACUGUUGAACAAUUGUUUAAAGCACUUUCAGAUGGUUAAAAAAAAAUUGUUUAAGCCAAGAAAAAAAAUUUUUUUGGUGUAAAUAA
Messenger RNA from Dermatophagoides pteronyssinus (European house dust mite), 1871 nucleotides. It is a transcript of the gene Npl4, whose product is annotated as nuclear protein localization 4. Gene Ontology annotation, biological process: ubiquitin-dependent protein catabolic process. Gene Ontology annotation, molecular function: ubiquitin binding; ubiquitin protein ligase binding. Gene Ontology annotation, cellular component: nucleus. Lineage: Eukaryota; Metazoa; Arthropoda; Arachnida; Sarcoptiformes; Pyroglyphidae. The record is from RefSeq and is a predicted model, not a curated record.